Molecule: messenger RNA, 3602 nt
Organism: Bolinopsis microptera
Lineage: Eukaryota; Metazoa; Ctenophora; Tentaculata; Lobata; Bolinopsidae
Exons: 23
Coding region: 62-3019 (985 amino acids)
Source: RefSeq, a predicted model, not a curated record
AAAUCACUCUUAAAAGUAGUUUUGCACUGACAACAAAAAACAUUAGCUACCUUUGUAAAUCAUGGUCCAUUUUGGCCAUAAUUUCAACAAGCAAAGCUGUAAUUUCAUAGUUUCACGAUUGAAACCAACCUUCAUUGUUUUAAUUUUUAACGCGACCCCUUCCCGAGUAGCGGCAAUAAAGUGCCCUAAACCGACGAUAAAAGACGGUUCAGUGAUCCCUGAUGUCGAAGAGAUUGAAUUAUACGAAACCUAUACCGUUAUCUGCAAUAAUAACUUCCAAAUGGAGAGGGGAGAAGAUAAGGUAAUUGGAAUAGAUCCAGUGUACACCUGUUCACCAAAAGAUGAUGGGUCUGGAGCCUUGUCUCCAGAAACUCUCCCUACAUGUGUUAAUUAUCCAUGGAGUCAGAGUCAACUAGAUUUUAUAAAACAGAUAACUGCUGACGUUAACAACAAAUAUGCCGUGCAAAGCGAUCAAAUCGGUUGUUGGGAGGGAUCAAACGGUGAUUUUAACGGAGCGAGUGGCUUGACUCAAUGUAAUCCUCGAAGCCCUUCAAUGUAUAUAGAUAUUGGUUGCAACGACAACAACAAAGAACGCACAAUGGUUGGCUAUAACUCGCUUAUGGUAUUUGGUGAUAAAGUGGACGCCACUGAUCCAUUGUGGGGAGAAGAUAUCAUUGAAGAUGAGGUCGAAAAAAUGAAAAUCUACAUGGAAUGUAUUCCAGCUGAAGAAAUAGCGACGGUAUGUCAGAAGGUUGAUGAGCAACCUACCAAGUCAAAUACGAAACUUUACGUCAAAGUGUACAGUGUUGAUAUACCAGACUCAGAACCGAGCCGAGAGAAGCGGCUGAUGAACAUCAAGCAAAGCGAAGAUAUACACUACAGGUUGCGGUGUGAUGAUGGCUACAAUUUCGAGGACGGUAUUGACGAAGAAACAGUUUAUGGUUAUUGCUCAGCAGUAGGAGCUGAAGCCGGGGCCAACGAAUUCUUCGCGUACACUAAAGAUGCACCUGAUACCGCCCUCAACUGCUAUGCUAAGUGUCCAGCAAACCCUAAAAAUGCAGACCUAUUUUCUGUGGGGUCACCAGUCUUCAGUGUGCUGUACAUGCCAUCUUUAAGAAAAGGAGAAAAUUUCAUCGUCCCUAAAAAUACGGUUAAGUGUGCAGAUGGGCACUCAUUAGUAGAGGACGCUCCAGAGAACUUUGAGAUAAGCUGUUUAGGAGCUGACACGACUGCAAAUCCAGAUUCUGGACUGUUAUCUUGCACUGAUUGUCCUGUUUGUUAUGCAAUGUGUAUAGAAAAUCCCGAAAGUGUUGAUAAGUUUGUUGCCGAUACUGACUCAGUAUUCAAAACACUGACAAUGCCUGCUCUUACUAAAGGAAAAUCUCACACUUUAACCAGCGCCAAUGUGAUAUGCGAAGACAACUAUUCUUUAGCUCCAGAUGCCCCGACCAGCUUUGACAUUACCUGUAAUGCUGUGGGAUUACUGUCUUGUGAAACCUGCCCUAAAUGUUAUGUGAAGUGUCCAGCAAACCCGGAUAAUGCCAACAUGUUCGUGGCAGGAGAGGAUCCUGUCUUUAAACAGCUGGAAAUAGAAGAGAUGAUAAAAGGGCAACAAGUUACCUUUAAAGCUGAAAAGGUGAUAUGUGAAGAUGGACACGAUUUAGAGGAGGGUGCCCUAGAAAAAUACACUGUGACUUGUAGCGACCCUGGGGCGGCUGAUCCGAAUAUGGGGCUACUUAGCUGCGGAGAUGCAUGUCCUAAGUGCUACCCUAUGUGUCCUGCGAACCCCGACAGUACUAAGUUUGCGGACGGCGCUGACGGUGUGUUCAAACAACUCACCAUGGAGGCGUUCAAAAAAGGGGCAUCACACGCUCUCACCAAAGAAAAUGUAGUCUGCGAGGAGAAUAUGGGGGUAGCAGAUGAUGCACCAGAUUCUUACGAGAUCGAUUGUGGGAAGUCAAAUGAAGACGGGUUAUUUGAAUGUACUACGUGUCCUAAAUGUGUAGCUCAGUGCAUAGCCCCUCACACUGAAGAUACGUUGGUUAUUCCGGAAGAAAAUGGAGUAAAGUUGGUUCCAAUGGAUGGUAACAUAAAUCUAAACCAAGAACUCGUUGUCGCCGUGGGUGACAUAGAGUGCAAGGAUAACUAUGCCAUGUCAGCUGAUGCUCCGGAAACUUUCUCUUUCGUGUGUAAAGAGAAUGGCAUGUUCAGUUGCGCUGACGGUGCAAAUGGAUGUCCUCGAUGCCUAGGCACCUGUAACUGGCCAGAAGCUGUUGUCAUUGGAGGUGAUGAAGGAUAUGACUUCCAGUAUGUUGAUGAGACGAAGAAUAAAGGUGACGAUAGGGCUGAAAAAGCUAUUCCUGGAGUUAAUCACGUUGAGGCAUACUGUACAAAUACAUCUCUGGUUAUUUUGGGACCAAGAUUUUUAAGCUGUAUUACCAAUAACACGAUGGUUUUCGAUCUCAAAGGUUACCUUGAUGACGCUGUACCAGUCUGUCAACUAGAACCAGUGUGUGAAGCACCGGCUACAGAGGGAGGCUCGUUCCAAAUGACAGGGAAUAUAGCAGUCGGGGAGGUAUACACCUUCACUUGCAAUGAAGGGUAUGUGUUCGAUCUAGACACGAUAAAAGAGCACGGAGAUGAGAUCACAAUAACUUGUGAAAAACCAGCUGAAAAUGACACCCUCGUUAACUCUAAACUGCCAGCACAGUACUGUUACAGUGGUUGUAUGGAGAUAAAGGGUUUUAAUGGUACAAUAACCCCCAUUGCUACGAGAUCAGGAGGUGCUCCGUACAGCGAGGGACAGGAAAUUACUUUCGCCUGUAACGAGGGCUAUGAACUGUCAGAUUCAAGUAAAGGCGUACAGACGUGCGAUAAGGGGAAGAUUGGUGACGGACUAGUGGUUCCAACUUGUAUUAUAAAACCGGAACCAACGGAAGAAUCAAAAGGAGCAGCAGACCGUUUUACUGCAUCUUCUUUCCUGAUAAUCACUCUACUCAGCCUACUUCUCUGGUCUUAAUUCUUCUUAAAUUUCCGUUAUUUGUGAUACGUCCAAGUUAUGCUUGGUUGCCUGAAAUGUCCAAUAUGAUUAAUUUGGGACAAGUAAAAUAAGAAAGUUUCUCAAUUGAUGGACUCUAAUGGUUCAUCAAUGGACUCUAAUGGUCCGUGAGGACACAACCCUCAGUGCAAUGAGACGUUGAGAUGAAAACAAUCACGAUUGUACUGACAGCUUGGUUUGUGGAUGUUUGAUAAUCACUGAUUCGAAUUGUAGAGUUUAAUUUAUGUAGUUAAAUAUUUGAAUUUUGUACUGUAAAAUAUUUGAUGUGAACUUUUGAGUUUGGAGAUUGAAGGCAUUGAAGAAGUUUAAGCUGUUGCUGAUACAAUCUUUUAAUGGUAGAAAUCAAUCUAAAAAUGUUGACCAUUCAUACAAUUAGUUUAUGUGUGAAGAAAUGUCUGAAGAUUACGUAGUUGAUUCAAUAAUGACCCUAUUCCAGUAAUAAUAAAUUUACAUUUUUUCCAAUUGAUCUAAUUAGCUAAACUCUUAUUUAUCAUUAGAUUUGUAUCUACCACUACCAGUUUUCUCCAGCUUUGCUUCAAGAUCU